This is a messenger RNA of Rhodofomes roseus, 2150 nucleotides long. RefSeq names its product Vps5-domain-containing protein. Lineage: Eukaryota; Fungi; Basidiomycota; Agaricomycetes; Polyporales; Fomitopsidaceae. Gene Ontology annotation, molecular function: phosphatidylinositol binding. The coding region runs from base 41 to 2029 and encodes 662 amino acids. Gene Ontology annotation, biological process: protein retention in Golgi apparatus; retrograde transport, endosome to Golgi. The transcript is spliced from 9 exons. Gene Ontology annotation, cellular component: endosome. The record is from RefSeq and is a predicted model, not a curated record.
GCGUCCGCCACCGCCAGUACCGCGUCUCCCGCUGCCUGCCAUGGACGGCUUCGACGACCUCCUCUCCCGCUCCCGCGACGUCCUCGACAAUCCCUUCGGCGACCCCUUCGCAAAGCCCCGCCCCAGCUCCCCCGACCCCUGGGCCAGCUUCGGCCAGCCCUCCGUACACGAUGACGGCCACGCCUUCCUCGGUGCGCGCAGCACCACUCCGACCCUAGACUCCCAUGGCUUCAGCGACUCUGCUGGCUUCCAGUACAGUGCGGCCGACUCCAGUGUCUUCGCUGACCACUCCCCGCCUGAACACGCAGAAGAAGCGGAGCCCCAGACACCCACCGCAGAUGAGGCCGAGUCGCACACACCCACUCCCCCUGCGGUCGCGUCUCCCGGCUUUCGGGAGAGCGUACCACUCUCUAUCGACGAGGUCGCGCAGCCCGAGGAAGAGCAGCCCGCACGAGAGCCCUCACCGCCGCCUGCGCAGGCAGAGGUGCCGGCUGAAUCGCCUGUACCUCCUGCUACCGCACCCGCGACCUACGGCUCGUUCCUCGGACACGCGUCUCGUCCGUCCAACGCAUCUACCUUCCGCGCCGAACCCACAUACCAUUCACCUCUCGACCAGCCCUCCGCCGUCGGCAUUGAUUCAUCCCUCGCCGGGCUCUCCAUAGGCAACGACGCGUUCAACGGAUGGCAGAGCGAGCCAAGCACAUACCCGGCGUCGCCCCAGUCGCCCACCGGGCCCUCGCAGCGGAGUCGCAGCGACUCGGACUCGUCCGACGACGACCUGCCCAUCCUGCAGUCCGCGAAACUGGCGAACCGGAUCCCCACCGCGCAGGCAUCAAGACCUGCGGGCCAGCGGACGGAGAACGGCCUCCCCCCUGCGUUCGUGAUCACCGUCGACGACCCCCAGAAGGUCGGCGACGCCAUCCGUGCCUACACCAUGUACACCGUGCAUACCAAGACCACCUCCCCCUUCUACAGCAAGUCCUCCUUCUCCGUGCUGCGGCGCUACUCCGACUUCCUCUGGCUCUACGAGACGCUCUCGCAGAACAACCCGGGCGUCGUCGUUCCGCCUGUGCCCGAGAAGAACCCGUACCGCCGCUUCGACCAGGACUUCGUCGAGCAGCGCCGGCUCGCUCUCGAGAAGUGCAUCCAGAAGAUCGCGAACCACCCCGUGCUCCAAAAGGACCCCGACCUGAGGAUGUUCCUCGAGAGCGACACGUUCUCGCUGGAUGUGAAGCACCGCAAAGCAGAGCUCGGCCAGGAGAAGGGGUUCAUGGCGUCGCUCGGCCAGUCGAUCGCAGGACCGAGGUUCUACGAGACCGACGAGUGGUUCGACCGACAAAAAGCCUACCUCGAUAGCCUCGAGUCCCAAUUGCGCGGGCUGGUGAAGGCGAUCGACCUGGUGGCCAAGCAUCGCUCGGAGGUCGCGAUCGCGACGGGCGAGUUCGCGCAGACGAUCGCGGACCUGGCGUCGUCGGACAUCGGUCCGCAGUUGGCCAGCUCCUUUGCCGGGCUCGCGGACGUUGAGCGGAAGGCGCAAGACCUACAGACGGCGCAGUCCCACGACGACGUGGUGACGGUCAUGGCCACAGUGGACGAAUAUGCGCGGCUGAUCAACUCUGUUCGAAUGGCGUUCAGCUCGCGCAUCCGGACGUACCACGCCUGGCAAUCUGCAGAUGCCCACCUCCGGAGCACGAAGCAGCGGCACGAGUCGCAGCGUGCGCAAGGGCGGUUACCCUCCGACCAGCUCAGCCGCUCGCUCUCCAUGGUUGCAGACGCCGAGAGGCGAGCGCUGGACGCGAAGACGGAGUUCGAGCAGACGUCGAGGCUCGUCAAGUCUGAGGUGGCGCGGUUCGAGCAGGAGCGCGUCGAGGAUUUCAAGAACUCACUCGAGGCCUUCUUGGACGGGAUGAUUACGCGGCAGAAGGAGCUCAUUUCUCAAUGGGAGAAUUACCAGCAAAGACUGUUGAAGGUUGCUGGUCCGACGGGCCAGCGGAGGAGCACGGACGCUGCCGCUGUUCCUGUAUCAUAGCGCUUGCUAGUGCUACCUCACCGCAUAUUUCAGCUUCCUUGCGAAUACUGUCAUAUGAUACCAUGCUGUCACGCCGGGUUAUUCUCACAUGGAAUGAUGUAUUUUCUAUUAUGCUGCAAAG